Erigeron canadensis is the source of this 720-nucleotide messenger RNA. Its product is annotated as germin-like protein 9-3. Gene Ontology annotation, cellular component: cell wall. Gene Ontology annotation, molecular function: manganese ion binding. The coding region runs from base 7 to 621 and encodes 204 amino acids. NCBI's taxonomy places the organism in Eukaryota, Viridiplantae, Streptophyta, Magnoliopsida, Asterales, Asteraceae. The record is from RefSeq and is a predicted model, not a curated record. The transcript has a single exon.
UCAAAAAUGGCAUCGACAAAAAAUUUCGUACUACUUUUAGUUUCAUGUGCCACUCUACAGAUAUCAAUUGCUGGAGAUCCAGACAUUCUAUCAGACUUCAUUGUUCCACCAGUUCUAAAGGGCCCUCUGGAUGGAAAUUUUUUCACCUUCACCGGAAUGAGAGCACUUGUAAAUGCACCCUUCCCAACAACAUUUAAGGUCACAAAAGCAGCCAUGGCUGAGUUUCCUGCUCUUAAUGGUCAAAGUGUUUCAUACGCUGUACUCCAGUUCCCUAAUAGCACGGUGAACCCACCCCACACCCAUCCACGGGCUUCAGAGCUGUUGUUUCUUCUCAUGGGCUCUUUAGAAGUUGGAUUUGUUGACACAACUAACAAGUUGUUUACUCAGACACUACAACAAGGUGACAUUUUUGUGUUCCCCAAAGGACUUGUUCACUUCCAAUUCAAUAGGGAUGCCAACAUUCCAGCUUUGGCUCUCUCUGCCUUCGGAAGUGCAAAUGCAGGGACCGUGUCAGUUCCAAAUUCGGUCUUCAAUACGACAAUUGAUGAUCAAGCAUUGGCAUUGUCCUUCAAAACCGAUGUUGCAACCAUUCAGAAGAUCAAAUCUGGGCUAUCAGGCUAAUUGGUUCCAAGCACUAAUAUGUGUAGAGUAUUUAUUUAUUUGGAAAGCUAAUAAUUGGUUUUCCUAAUAUACUUUCAAACUCUUAAUGCUUUCAUAUUA